AUGUCCGGCUCGAGAUGUGAAGCUGCGAGUCAAGACGGUCCAGGCAGUCCCAGCAGCAACGUCGCUUUUGCCCCGCACCAUCCUCCGGCAUUCUACGCGCCAGCCCAGCUGAGCAUUAGCGACUCUUCCCCUUCAAAUCCUCGCAAGCACGCACAUCGAUCGAAUUCUUCCUCAAUCGACAGCACAUCUACUCGACGCGAUGCUGCUCAGGCCGCUUCAAGCCAGUCAGGGUUCCAAGCUGGAAAUGUGGAUGGGAAGGAUACGAGCAAAAUCGAGAUUGCCAGUGGCAAUGAGGAGGAGGAGGAGGGAGAAGCGGAGCAGCACAAAGGUCUUGCGGCUGCUCCAAGCGCAGCUUUGACACAGACACGAAGCGAACCAGCUGCGAUCUACGUGGAGUGGGCAGAUGGAGAUCCCGAAAAUCCCUACAAUUGGUCUUUCCGUGAGCUCUCUCUACAUUCUGUCACAAACCCGCAGGCGAAGGGCACCAUCUUCUCAUUGCCUGCCUCUCGUUUCUAGUAGCAACUUGCUGACCCUUACGCCUGGCACCUUUUCGCGGGACGCGAUCUUGCUCAGGUCGAAGAGUGAUGAUCAUCUGCAUCUGCAUAGGUUUCAGCGCCAUUACAGCCGUCAACGCCACAGCGUACGGCACGACCCAAUCAGGCGCCCUCGUCGACCUCAACACGACGACGGAGGUGUACUUGCUGGGUAAUACGGCAUACCUUUCCAUAGGGAUCGCCUUUACGCCUUUGCUGCUCGCACCGCUCUCGGAGAUAUAUGGUCGCACACCGAUCUACAUGGUCGCCGUCUUUCUCAAUGCGUGAGCAAACGGAGAGAGCUGGUGUCCAUCUGUCAAUAGACCCACUGACUCGCUUUUCUCCUCCUCCCCCCCGGCCUUUCGCUCGUGCCGCACCCUCAUCAGGGUGAUGUUCAUCCCCCAAGCUCUCGCUCCGAACGUGUACGCUAUCAUUUUCAGCCGAUUUGUGCAGGGCAUGGCAGCCAGUGUGGGCAAUAGCAUGGGUGAGUUUCGCCUGAGCACGCUGCGCUCCGCUAAUAGAGCUGGCAACAUCUGCUGACACGCGUCGCGGGCGCCGGCUUACCAUAAUAGUCGGAGGAAGUGUUUCAGACGUCUUUCCAGCUUCAAGCCGUGGUAUACCCAUGGCCAUCUUUGCCCUGGGUAUUUUUGUGAGUGGUGUGCAGCUUCGACGUCGCAAGCUUGCGCAGCAUGCUCACAACAAAAGCGGCUUUGGGCCUUGCGCAGGUUGGGCAAGGCAUAGGCCCAGUGGCGGGAGCGUACACAUCGGAGCACGUGGGAUGGCGAAUCACAUUCUGGUGGCUUUGCGCCAUGGCAUUCUUCUCCUUUGCACUCUAUGCCAUUGGUCUCCGAGAAACAAGAGGUCCAGUACUGCUCAGUCGCAAGGCCAAAAGGCUUACGAGGGAGACGGGCAAAUUGCACAGGUGCAGAGCGGAUGACGAGAGGUCCAGCUUUUGGACGGCUGUAAAGAUUAGCCUGUGUAGACCUGCCGUCUGGCUCGUCACCGAGCCCAUUGUCUUGUUCUUCAGCACGUGGAUAGGUGCGUCGGCAGUGUCGGAUGAAGCCGUGGCGACCGAAUUCCUGACUCUCGCAUCUCUCUUCACCCUAGGCUUCUUGUGGGGUACUCUCUUUCUAUUGCUCCAAGGUACUCCCACCGUCUUCGAAGCGUACGGCUGGUCUGAAGCAGCUCGAUCUUCCGUCCUUUCGGUGCUGGGACUGGGGGGCAUCGUAGGUUUCUUUGCACAUAUGCAUCAGGAAAAGCUUUACAAUCGAGAAGCUGCCAAAGCUGCGCCCGACAAACCUAGACCCGAAGCCAGGCUCUAUUGGAGCUGCGUCGGAGCCGUGCUUGCUCCUGCUGCUAUGUUUGGGUUCGCUUGGACGGGUGUGAGUGGGCUUGGAUUGUUGAGUGUGCUGCCAUGGUGCUGAUGGCUGAGAAGCUCAUCUGCUCUGCAUCUUCAGCAAGCUUCGGUCCACCCGGCAGUACCCAUCGUGAUGCUCGGCAUCUUUGCCUCGGCCAUUUUCCCCAUCUACUUGGCAGGUGCGCGUUGUCGAGCGAGCACGUCUUCAACGAUGCAUGAAAAUCCAGCUGAUUGCCCCGUUCCACCUUUCGCCCAACGUCGCAGUGUUCUUGUACUUUGCCGACGUCUUUGAAGCUUACGCAUCUUCUGGCCUCGCAGGUGAGCGACCUUUCCCCCCUCCGAGAAGUUCGUGCCUUGGCGCUAGCUUUCCACUAACAUCUGCCCGCAAUUUCUCGCAGCCCAAUCUUGGUUGCGAAACGUCUUUGCUGGUAGUUUUCCGCUCUUUGCUCCAGCCAUGUACGGCAAUCUGAGGCCGCCCGUCGCCUCGUCGAUUUUGGGCGCCAUUGCAGCGAUUCUGGGUCUGUGUCCCUUUUUCCUCCUCUUCUUUGGAGAGAGGGUGAGAGGCAUGUCCAAAGUUGCGCGACAGAUUGCGAAAGAAGAAGAGGACAGGCAAGAGAGCAUGGAGCAGCAGAGGGAAAAGAUGAGGAGAUGGCAGGAGAGACAAAAGGAAAAAGAAAGGAGAAAAAUGCAGAAGGAGACAUCCGCUGGUCAGAGGCCGAUUGUGCAAGACGCGACUCCUCACACUGUCUCCGAGACCAGCACGGCUCAUGAUGUUGAGCGCGAUGCCGAAGUCAAGCCUUCGUCUUGUCCUCACAAGGAAGUGCAACACUCUUCGAAGGCUUGA
Molecule: messenger RNA, 2734 nt
Organism: Ceraceosorus bombacis
Lineage: Eukaryota; Fungi; Basidiomycota; Exobasidiomycetes; Ceraceosorales; Ceraceosoraceae
Source: the annotation of a GenBank genome assembly